AUGUCAACGUCGCGAUUCGUCUCCGCGGGCACCGUUGAUCGGCCAAGCGACAAGGAAGACGCAUGGAAAAAGGCUCAGGAGGCGGUUGAGGCCACCAAGAGACAGAAGGAGGACGCGGUCGCAGGCAGCGGCUUGCAAGAGGGCGGAAAGACGCUCUACGAAGUGUUGCAAGCCAACAAAGCUGCGAAGCAAGAGGCUUUUGAAGAAUCACUUCGCCUAAAAACCCAAGCCCAGUUUCUGAACGAAGAAGAUGCCGAGUAUCUUGAAUCACUUUCGAAGAACGAACGCGCACAGAAAGCUGCGUCUGAAAAAAGAGCACGCGAGCAGUUGGAAGAGUUUCGCAAGCAACAAGAGGUUGCAGAGAGACAAGCGUUAGCUAGCAGCCAAUUUGGAACGUUGCCCAUCGAGACGGAAGCAUGGUCUAUCAGUGCUAAGAAGCGCAGAAGAGGCAAAGAGCAGGAUUUCAUCAAGGGUGUGAAGCUUCGGAAAACCUCUACUUCCCACGAAAAAGAAGCAGAAGCUGGAUCCAAAGCUGUGGUUUCAAAGCCUGGCAGUGACAUGACGGCAGCAGCUGUACCUGAGAAGAAAGAGUUGAAGGAUACAAAAGCGCCAUCACAACAAGGAAGAGGAGGAAGCCCUGCUCAGGAAAACCCUGCUCCUAUAUUGCUUGGGCUGGGCUUGAGUGCAUACUCUUCGGAUGAAGACGACUGA
This is a messenger RNA of Verruconis gallopava, 711 nucleotides long. RefSeq lists its product as uncharacterized. The record is from RefSeq and is a predicted model, not a curated record. Gene Ontology annotation, cellular component: nucleus. Lineage: Eukaryota; Fungi; Ascomycota; Dothideomycetes; Venturiales; Sympoventuriaceae. The coding region runs from base 1 to 711 and encodes 236 amino acids. The transcript has 4 exons.